Molecule: messenger RNA, 1981 nt
Organism: Parasteatoda tepidariorum (common house spider)
Lineage: Eukaryota; Metazoa; Arthropoda; Arachnida; Araneae; Theridiidae
Source: RefSeq, a predicted model, not a curated record
UUUUAAUCUUGUAAAACAGAGAAUCGUUAUUAAUUUAUUUCAAAUUUUGACUUGAAUUAAUUUAUAUUAUGUUCACUAAAUCAAAAUCUGACACACUUAAAGAAAUUUCUAGCCUCGAAAGACUUGUGUCAGCGGAAAAUAGACCAAAUUUAAUUUUGAACAGCCCAUAUAAUGCUCUCGAAGAAAAUACCUCACCGCUGGAUUCAUCUUCCAAAACCUACGAAGAGUGCUUAAAAUCAAACGAUAAUUAUAUUGACAACGAUAUUUUCGGUAACAGUUCAUCCAGAACAUACGUAAAGUUACCACAGAUUCCAGAAUUUUUAAAAAUUAAAUUACCCUAUGAUGAUCCCAACAAUACAUCCUGGAUAAUUCAAAGCCUUAAAUCAAUCAGUAAGACCAGUGCUCAAGAAAAUAGAUCCAUAGAAGUACUCCACGAAAUUGAAAACAUAUUGACUACUCAGUUUUACUACUGUCUUAAUCAGAACCAUAUAUUGAAGAGGGAAUUAGCAUGUGCAAGAGCUGUGGUAAAAAAGGAAAUUUUCUGCAACUCAGUGAAUUUUGCAGAGCUUUACAAGAAGGCAGUUGAUGGCAAAUGGAAAGGUAGAGAAGAAUUAAUUCUCCAUUUGAAGGAGAAGAUUCAUGGAUUAACCCACUUAGUUGAGAAAAGAGAGAAGGAUUUGGAUAUACAAUGGCCAAAAGGCAAAAGAAUCUCCUUUUUGGAGUUGACUGGAAACCCAAUGGAAACUUUACAUACCGAAUCAGUGAAUUCUUUUUCAUAUUUAGAAGAAGAGAAAGAAAAGCAAUUGAAAGUACAACAGCACUUGAGAGAGAAGCUUGGAUACUUCAGUAAAGCAAACAAAGAUUUGGCUGAGGAAGCAAAUCAUCUGAAAAAAGAAACAUCUGUGAGGACCUUAAGUUCAAGUGACGAUCUGUACAAAAAGCUGAGAGAUCUGGAAAUACAAAUCAAACAUUGUUUGGAUAGAAAGUCACAAGACAUCAAGUCUUUGACGAAGGAAGAGUCUUUGACUUACGAGCUGGUAAAGGAAAUAGCAAAUCUUAAAAAUCGAAUCCAGAAAGAGAAACAAGUAAUAGCGGAAUCUGAAGAGCGAUUAACCUCUCUGAAAUCAUUUGAUACAAAUAGCGUCAUGCAAAAAGGUAGAAAUAGCAUAAUCGAAAGCACAAAUCGUUCCAUUAAAACACUCGAAGACAUGGCCAGAGAAUACCACAAACAAUUAAACCAUUUACGCCUCUUUGUUAAUGAUGAUAACACAAUCAGUUUUAUUUCUUCCGAAAAUCACAAGGAAAUCGCGAGAUCUAGAUCUAAAAAUUUAUCUGGGGCUCAAAUUGAUAAUUCUAAGAACAUCAGUAAACGAAGUUACAAUCAAGUUUUGGUGCCAGUUAACGCCAAAAGGAAAGCUGAAAAAAUCUUGAGAUUUAGAUCACCUCUCACAAGUGAAAUGAUCUUUCCCGUUUUAACAGGUGGAACUUUGGAAUGUAAGCCAUCACUUCUGGAAGAAUUUUACAGGAUCAAAUCUUCCUGUGAGAGAAACGAAGAAAGAAAUCUUGACCGAUUGGCUAACAUGUAUGUACACCUUGAAAAGAUGCGUGAUACGAUGCAACAGCUUCUACAAGAGCAGUCCACGUUGUUUAAUGUCAUGUACAAGAACAGGCUUCUAGGUGGAAUAUACAAGCAACUAUGUAGUAAAAAUACUGGUCUAAAAUCUGAAACAUACAGGGAUGUGAAAUGCUUGGAGCACUCCAAACAUCUCGAUGGAGCUAAGAUACUGCUGGGUGCCUUAAGAGAUGAAAAAAAGUUUUUAAAUUAUUGCAUAGACCGAAUUUACCAUUGUAAGGAAGAUGAUCUCGACUUUCUUAUUUCAGGAAUGAGUGAAAUUGAGAAUUUAUUCCGUAACGGAUUAUGUGAUUAAUAGGAAAUUUAUGUUUAAAGGAAUCAACAAUAUCAAAUAAAAAUACAAUCAUG